Molecule: messenger RNA, 2589 nt
Organism: Arvicanthis niloticus (Nile rat)
Lineage: Eukaryota; Metazoa; Chordata; Mammalia; Rodentia; Muridae
Source: RefSeq, a predicted model, not a curated record
AGAUCGAACAGCUAAUAAACGAUUAGCAACGUCCCGGAGACCCAAUCCUGUAGAGGAGAGGCGGGCCUUCCCAUGGGUAGCUCUUGGAGCCGGUGGGCGUCUCUGCGGUCCGGCUCCAGCCCCGCCCCUAGACUGUGCUCUAGGGUUCCCGGAGUCCAGUCUCUAGAAAGGUGGGUCACCUGCAGGCGGGCUGGCUUCUGAACUGCCUCAGAUCGUGGUGUCGCAGGUGGCUGCUGGAGCUGACACCCAAGGAUCUGCGUGUCCCCUUGCCGCAGCCUCACCAGACCGAGCUGGCUGGGCCGCGGAGCCGCACUCCCUACCCCUAACCACGCUGUAGCCGCGUCGUGGCCUUGGCUCUGCUUCGCUCAGAGGUACUGGAUCAGGUCGGUGUCUGCCAGAUGCCAAGAGUUGGUGCGAGCUACCCGCAAGAUAGCUUAAACUUUCCCUGGGGAUUCCUCUACCAGUCCGUUAGAUCGUGUUGUGAAUUUCGCCAAAUACCAAAAUAAAAUACUCCCUCCAGUGCCCUUCUGGGAUAUUAUGACUUUUCUCCUUAAAAACUGACGAAAAGACCAGGAACUAUCUUGUUUUCAGAGUCUGGGAUAAAGACUAGCAAAUGAGAAAGCUAUGUCUUUGCGGUCCUUUCCUAACACCUCUAGACGAGCUUCGUUCCUAACAUUUUUCUAGCCAUCAGAUUUCUCCAGAGCAAUGACCCAGAAGACGUAAUCAGUUUACGAUUAGAGUGACAUUGUUCCCACAGCCCCCAAAAUGGCAGCUAAAAUGGAGAUAACUUUGAGUACCCACACUGAUGAUUCUGACAAGCAAGAGAGACACAUAAUGAAGCUGGAAGAAACACGUGGCCCCCCUCAGCAAUAUCCUGAUCCUGAGCUUUCCCGCCAGAGCUUCAGACACUUUUGUUAUCAAGAAGUGUCUGGGCCCCAGGAAGCGCUCUCCUGCCUUCGACAGCUCUGCAGACAGUGGCUGCAGCCUGAACUACACACUAAAGAGCAGAUUUUGGAGCUCCUGGUGAUGGAGCAGUUUCUGGUCAUCCUACCUCCAGAGAUCCAGGCACAGGUCUGGCAUCGGUAUCCAAAGAGCAGCAGGGACAUUGUGACUCUGGUGGAAGAUUUGCACAGAGCAUCCAAAAAACCAAAGCAGUGGGUGACCGUCUGUAUGCAAGGGCAAAAGGUGCUCUUAGAGAAAACAGGGGCUCAACUUGUAGAGCCAGAACUUCGAGACUUUCAACCCCAAACUCCUAGCAGAGAUAUUCAGGAGAACUCUCUAGAAGAACCUUCCUGGGAAGGAUCUCAUGAGCAGCUGAGUCCUCACCACUGGGAGAAGUCUCUCCUCCAGGAACCAGUCCUCAGAUUGACUGAGACAGAGUCCUCCAGAGUGAGAAGUGACAAGGAAAAUCCGCAACAGGAGGGAGCGAGAGGAACAAAGGCAUGCGCAGUCUUACGUGGAAGACCUAAAGGGGGUAUCAUGCGAAGCCCUGAGCCAGGAGGGGUGACUGCAAGUGACCCCCGAUUGCUGCAGUGGCAGGUCAGACCCCCGCAGUCUCUCAAGUCACUUGCCCACUACCAGAGACAAUGCAGAGAGCUGGAAUACAUCAGCAACCCCCUUAGAGGCCACCCACUGAGAGAGUUAAAGAGAAGCAGGAGAGGCCAAAGACGCCUGAGCAGCCUUCUGCAGCGUCUUGGUCACCAGGCAGCCCACCCAGCCAAGAAACCUUACAGUUGUGACGACUGUGGGAAGAGCUUCACGUGGAAUUCCGAGCUGAAGCGACACAGGCGAGUGCACACCGGGGAGAGACCCUACAUCUGUGGGGAGUGUGGAAACUGCUUUGGGAGACAGUCAACUCUGAAACUGCACCAGAGAAUCCACACUGGGGAGAAGCCAUACCAGUGCAGCCACUGUGGCAAAAGCUUCCGCCAAAGCUCAAACCUUCACCAGCACCACAGGCUCCACCAUGGGCACUGAAGCGAUGCUGUGUGCUGUAGAGUCCUAGGGAAGGGCUUCUGGUCUCCCCGUCUUGCUUGCCUGUAAAUCAUUGAGUAUCUUUGUGACUUACAGAGUGAUGGGUGAAUAUUCAACUGGUAAGGAGUCCAAAAAGAGGCCAAUGGGGCCAGUGUGUAAGGACAGCUGAUUCGAGUGUGGGGGGAAAAGAGAGCUGCCGUCUCAGCAGAGUGCGGUUACUGAGGAAUAGUCAGGAUGAGCUGCAAGUGGCUUUAAUUAAUUAAUCCUUAAUUUCAUCUCCUUGUUGCUUUUAUCUUCUAAAAGACAGUUGUUUUCAUGUGCACACUUGAGCAGUUCAUGAGAAUGCCAAGAGAGCAUUCACUGGAGAGUCCUCUAAUAGUCUUUCUGCAACUCACUUUUUUGAUGGUGGUGGUAGUGCACGUGGUGGUUUUUAAUUACUUAAGACAGGUCUCUCUACAUAGCCCUGGUGGUGCUAGAGCUCACUUUGUAGACCAGGCUGGCCUGGAACUCAGAGAUCCAUCUGCCUCUGCCUCCCAAGUGCUGGUAAAAAGGUGUGUGACCCCAUACCCUGCUGUAACUAACUUAACAAAAGACAAUAUAUAUGUAUUUAUGUGA